Molecule: messenger RNA, 637 nt
Organism: Lingula anatina
Lineage: Eukaryota; Metazoa; Brachiopoda; Lingulata; Lingulida; Lingulidae
Product: cGMP-dependent protein kinase 1
Biological process (GO): protein phosphorylation
Molecular function (GO): cGMP-dependent protein kinase activity; ATP binding
Source: RefSeq, a predicted model, not a curated record
GCCUUUAGGCACAGGGGCCAUUAUCGCCAUAACACUAUCACCACCACUCAAUUAGACGACCUCCUCGCAAGGUGGAGCUGCCGUCUGUCAUGUGAUUAAUAGCAGUACUGUGUAAGUUACGUGGAGUGGCAUUCAGGUGAAAUAUACCGUCAUCCACAUCAAUACUCAGCCGGAGAGUUGGACUCUUACAGGGAUUUUGAAAUCAUCAGGGGAUGACUGUAGUAAUUUAUAUCUAGCAGUCAAAGCAGGUAGAUUGUGAUUUAUCGACUUCACUGACCACGGCCUUGCUUUAGUUUUACACGACCACUACUUCUACACUGACACAUACAGACACACAGUGUGGUUAUUAUCUCUCUGCUGCGUCAUGGGAAGUUUACAGGACUUGCAGAAACUACUACGAAUGAAAGAUGAUCAGAUUCGUGAGCUUCAGCUAGAGAUCGAACACAAAAAUGGGCUGAUCCAGGAAUUAAGAAGCCAGCUGGAUAAAUAUCAGUCUGUGUUUGGCCCCAAGAGCCCCAAGUUUGGGCCCAGGAAACAGCGUGCUCAGGGGAUCUCAGCCGAGCCCCAGCAGGCUCAGAGGACGGUGUCAGAGCUGACCAGACAGAAGUUUAGGAAAUAUUCUAAGUCACCCAGGUAA